Messenger RNA from Salvia splendens (bonfire salvia), 597 nucleotides. RefSeq lists its product as uncharacterized. NCBI's taxonomy places the organism in Eukaryota, Viridiplantae, Streptophyta, Magnoliopsida, Lamiales, Lamiaceae. The transcript has a single exon. Bases 1 to 597 code for a protein of 198 amino acids. The record is from RefSeq and is a predicted model, not a curated record.
AUGCCAGCGGCUAACGCUUCACUGGAACUACGAGAUGCACAUAGGCGGUGGCAUAAGGCGAACGAGAUGGAUAAGUGUUAUAUGUUGGCCUCCAUGUCAACAAUGCUUAGACAUCGGCAUGCUGCCAUGGCGACUGCCACCGCUAUUAUGCAGAAUCUCACCAAUCUUUUUGGUACUCGGAAUCGAGCGACUAAGUCUCAAGCCUUUCGGAGUAUCAUGGCAAAGAUAAUGAAGGAAGCCACAUCUGUGCGGGACCAUGUCCUUGAGAUGAUAAGCCACCUCAAUCAAAUUGAGGUUUUGGGAGGGACAAUUGAUCCCAAGUCCCAAGUAACUAUCAUCCUUCAAAGUCUACCCCCUAGCUUUCAACAGUUCAAACUCAACUUUGAGAUGAACAAAAGGAACUACUCAUUGGUUGAAUUGUUGACAGAACUUCAGUCGGCAGAGGAUCUUAUGAUCCAAGCUAAGGCAACGAUGGUUAGUUUGACAUAUCAUUCCUCUGGCCCUAGGUCUGGUGCAGGAAAGAAGAAAGUGACGAACGAGGUUAUUGCUAAGGCUGCUAAGGGAAAGGAGAGGAAGGGAAACAAGAAGAAAAUAUGA